Molecule: messenger RNA, 1168 nt
Organism: Ipomoea triloba (trilobed morning glory)
Lineage: Eukaryota; Viridiplantae; Streptophyta; Magnoliopsida; Solanales; Convolvulaceae
Product: dehydration-responsive element-binding protein 3-like
Exons: 1
Coding region: 209-853 (214 amino acids)
Biological process (GO): regulation of DNA-templated transcription
Molecular function (GO): DNA binding; DNA-binding transcription factor activity
Source: RefSeq, a predicted model, not a curated record
UCUGUCAUAGUGUCAUCUCUCAUAGUCUCAUUCUCUCCCCCCCUUAUAAGUGUUGCAUGACUCCUAGGGAAGCUCAAGCUCAAACUCCCUCAUUCAUUCAUUCAUUCUACCACCAACAUAUAUAAAUAUAUAUACACACUCAGGUCUGGGACUAGUGCAUGAUAUAUAUAUAUAUAUUUUGUUGAUCCAUCAAUCACAGUGCAAAUAGAUGAGUUCAGACCCACCAGAUUGCAGUUCAAGCUCAGAAGUAAUUUUCGGGUCAACUCGGCCGGUUCUUGACUCGGGGUCUGCAGAUAAGGAACCGAAGAAGAUGAAGAGAAGCCGAGAUAGUGGCAGCAAGCAUCCGGUGUACCGGGGAGUUCGAAUGAGGAACUGGGGGAAAUGGGUUUCUGAAAUCCGGGAGCCUCGGAAAAAGUCGCGCAUUUGGCUCGGGACUUUCCCCAACCCGGAAAUGGCGGCUAGGGCACACGACGUCGCGGCUCUGAGCAUCAAGGGAAAUUCCGCCGUGCUCAAUUUCCCCGACCUGGCCGCCGCGUUGCCCCGCCCCGCCUCGCUCACCCCGCGGGACAUCCAAGUGGCGGCGGCCAAAGCUGCGGCGAUGGAGAAAUUCGACCCCCCGUCGCCGUCGCCGUCCUCCUCGUCUUCCUCGGAGAUAGACCCGGCGACGUCGGAGGAGCUGAGCGAAAUCGUGGAACUGCCGAGGCUCGGCACGAGUUUCGACUCGCCCGAGCUGGGGAGCGAGUUCGUUUACGUUGACUCGGUGGACGGGUGGCUGUACCCGCCGCCGUCGUGGCUCGGCAGCGGCGCGGACGACGAUAGUAGCAGUUUUGAGUCUCUGUUAUGGAAUUAUUAGCGUUUGGUCCCUGUGUGAGGUUUUUGUUUUCUCUUUCAACCCUUUUAUUUUUGUGUAUUUACGUCAUCUUAGCCGUUCAAAUUUUUGUGUGAAGGGCUUCAAAAUCCCGUAAUUUCUAAUUUCCUCCCAAUAUUCUCUGCUCUUGUCGUUGUUGGUGUAAUGACAUCUCUUCCUUCAUGACACUCUAACUGCACAGUGUUAGGAAAGGUUGAGAAAAAUGUCAUAAAUGCAUUCCCAUGGUUUGGUGUAUGUAUAUAGUGUGAGGUGUACAUUAUUUCUUUUUCUCUCUCUAUAUAUAUAACUUUUUAGUGUCAA